AUGUUGAGUAGCCGUGAGAUUCUCAACUUCUUAGUAAGGAAGAAGGACGCGAGGAAGAUACUGAAGCGCAAGGACAGUGACGCUGGGGAACGAGGUAUGGGGCUCAUUCCUGGUGGGAAGCUGGACACUUACAAUCCGCCGUAUUACGAGUUGUUUACGGAAGAACCCCCGUCGCCGAAUCCAGAUUCGCGACCGAUUCCUUGUCAGGGUGUUGAGGUCGAGCCCGACGUGGUUGUCGUCGAUGUCCUGAAACUCGGGGCUACGCAUCGCGUUGAGCUCGACGGCGACGACGCGGUUGGAUUCGCUGCCCAUGUUGGUGGAAUUGAAGAGACCCAGGUGCUGGCUGGCGACGGCGUGAGUGAAAUCGAUGGUGGGGGAGAUGACGAAGGCGAUGCCGUGACCGCCCGUCGAUGGCGAUUCUAG
Linum tenue is the source of this 423-nucleotide messenger RNA. Lineage: Eukaryota; Viridiplantae; Streptophyta; Magnoliopsida; Malpighiales; Linaceae. The record is from the annotation of a GenBank genome assembly.